Molecule: messenger RNA, 1386 nt
Organism: Aspergillus melleus
Lineage: Eukaryota; Fungi; Ascomycota; Eurotiomycetes; Eurotiales; Aspergillaceae
Product: tRNA (guanine-N2-)-methyltransferase
Exons: 5
Coding region: 1-1386 (461 amino acids)
Biological process (GO): methylation
Cellular component (GO): cytoplasm
Molecular function (GO): nucleic acid binding
Source: RefSeq, a predicted model, not a curated record
AUGGAAUAUCUGAUCCGCUUCGCUCAAGCCCACGAGACUUUUCGACGGCCGGAGAUUAAUGCCCUGGCGUCUCUGGCUGGCAUUGACUUGGAGAUCGUCUUUUAUGAUCAAUUUUCACCAUAUUGCAUCGUCAAGCUCCCCGAUGAAAAAGCUGCGCGAACCCUCAUCUCGCGCAGCAUUCUAGCCAAGGACAUUUUCGAGCUCUGGGGCCACGGCGCCAAUUACGAUGAAGUGCACGCCGACGUCCGCAGGCGGACGGAGCACCGCUGGUGCGAGUUCAAGGAGGCCUCGUUCCGGUUCAGCUUAGAGUCCUUCAGCGGCAAACGCAGCAUGGAGCAGAGGCGCGAGAUCAUCCAGUCCUUCUCCUACAUGGCCUUUACGGGUCCCAUCCGCAUGAAGAAUCCGGACGAGGACUUCUGGGUCCACGAGGACUAUCUCUCGCAGGUGGAAUCCGCAGUGAAGUACCCCGAUGCGCCGCGCCCGCAGAAGCUGAAUCUGGAGCCGAAGCAUAUCUACUUUGGUCGGUGGAUCGCAAACAGCCAUCGGGACAUCGUGAACAAGUAUGAUUUGAAAAAGCGUCGGUAUAUCAGUACGACGUCUAUGGAUGCCGAGCUGAGUCUCGUCACGGCCAAUAUGGCGCAUGCGGAUCCCGCAAGGCUCUUCUACGACCCGUUCGUUGGCACGGGGAGCUUUUGUGUAGCGGCGGCGCACUUUGGGGCCUUGACUUUCGGUUCGGAUAUUGAUGGGCGCAGCUUUCGCGGUCGAGAGAGGAAGGCGGGAGACCCGAUUGGGCUGGCAUCGAACUUUAAGCAGUAUGGAACGACGAGCAAGUUCGUGGAUGCGUUCACAUCGGAUUUGACGAAUACGCCCCUGCUCAACCGCCAGUUCUUGGACGGCAUUAUCUGUGACCCGCCUUACGGGGUGCGUGAGGGUCUUCGGGUUCUCGGAACUCGUGAUGGCCGUGGUAAGGAAGAGGUGGUCAUCGACGGCGUACCGGCUCACUACCGGCCGGGCUACGUCGCUCCAAAGAAGCCGUACGGUUUCGAGGCAAUGCUGCACGAUAUCCUGGAGUUCGCUUCGCAGACCCUCGUCACGGACGGGCGACUAUGCAUGUGGAUGCCGACAUCCGGCGAUGAAGAUGUGAAGUUGAUGAUUCCUAUGCACCAGAACUUGGAGGUUGUCAGCGUUUCAGUGCAACCCUUCAACAACUGGGCACGUCGACUUAUCACCUACCGAAGGCUCCCAGAAGGCCAGGUCUCGGACGUGACGCUUGGACGACAAAAGGGCGAUGACCAGGGAGUCAGUGCCGACGACCUGAACGCCUUUAGGAGAAAGUAUUUCUCAAGGAACCACAAGUCGGGAACCGAAAGUCCCGCAUCGCAAUGA